CUCGCGUGCGCGCGUCGAACGGUUUCUGGUUUUAUUUGGGUGAAAAGUGUGGAAAAGUGAGUGUCUCUGGCGGAAAAACAGUAAACGGGGAAAGCGCUGCGCGGUUUUUGCUGCUCCCGAGUUUUUUUUCUGGAUUUCAAUGCAAUAGCAACAACAACAAUCGUUGAGACAGGACCUUAAGCUAAAAUGUAACUUACAACCAAUAAAGAAGUGAGCGCCAAAGUAUGCAAAUAAAUGAAUAAGCCGAAAUCAUUAACAAAUUAAAACGAGACACGCAAAGAGGGCAGAAAAUAUCGAAAGGAGUCAAGUAUUCUCAAGGAGCUGGUUUGCUGGCAUGCUUUGAGGUUAAUACCACCCACACACCACCCAUAGCCUCCUGCUCCUCAUCUCCGUUUUGGCCAAUUUCUCCGUCUGCUUUCGCCGCUUUCUUCGUCACCGCCGCUGCCGUCACCAUCAAAAGGCAUCGAAGCAAUGGUUGCCUCAUUAGCGACUUAGCAGGAUGGCGUAAAGGAAACCGUAACCGAAAACCACAAAAAAAAAGAACACGCUGAAAGGGAUUGAGAGCAGCAGCCGCUGAAAAGGUGGAGAGCCCAUAAAAAAGGACAAAGAAAUUGUAUACUCACAGCGAAUUUUAGGCAUAAUGAGUUCGUUCUCUUGCCUCUAAAACCGAGCACCUCAAAUGUAAAUUGAUAUUAAGCCGCCAAUCAUAAUCUGCACCGAAAUUAAUUAAACACGGCUGCCAGUCCACAAAAAGCCAGCAGCAACCAUGGCCUCACCACCAGAGAGUCCCAUCGAGGAGGUGGUCUAUGAGUUGGAACACACACGAGUGCCUAAACCCAUUCCCGUUGCCCUCGAGGAUCUGUGCCGACAGACCAAGUUCACCAAACAGGAAAUCCGAGUCAUGUACAGAGGAUUCAAAACGGAAUGCCCUGAGGGCGUGGUGCACGAGGAUUGUUUUAAGGAUAUUUACGCCAAAUUCUUUCCACAUGGCAAUUCGAGUUUAUACGCUCAUUAUGUGUUCAAAGCGUUCGAUGUUAAUUGCAAUGGCGCCAUCAGUUUUCGGGAUUUACUGGUCACCCUGUCGACAUUGCUUAGGGGCUCGGUAUACGAGCGCCUGCGUUGGACCUUUAAGUUGUACGAUUUAAACGGCGAUGGAAGGAUCAGUCGCGGCGAACUUAGUGAAAUCAUAUUGGCCAUUCACGAGCUUAUGGGUCGGAGACCCCACCAACCUGAGGACGAUCGCAAGGCGAGGGAUCAGGUGGAUCGUGUGUUUCGCAAACUGGACUUAAAUCAGGAUGGCAUUAUAACGAUAGAGGAGUUUUUGGAGGCCUGCCUGAAGGACGAUUUGGUAACGCGCUCGCUGCAAAUGUUCGACAACGACCUUUGAUGACAAGAGGGCGAGCUAGAGCCAGAGCUACGCAAUUCCAGGACUAUAAUAUCACUUAUAGAUCUUUAAAUGCAAUAAGCAACGCUAAAAAAUUGACAACCCAAAAAAAAACUAAAAUAUAAAAAAAAGGGAAUCCCCAAACAAGCAUGACAAACACCAGUGAAAUUGAUGGAAAACAAGGAAAUGAAACAUAUUAGUAAUUAAUCUUAGUUUAGGCAAAAUAUCGAAGGAAGAAAUCUUUAAACUUUAUGAGUGUGUUAUUAUAUAACUAACGAUGGGGUCGACAAAGAUUUAACAGAAUAUAAAGAAUAUGUCAUUUUUUGAGCAUAUUAUGAAUUUAAUCCUGCCGAAUUGGUCUUAUAUAUGUAUUUACUACAUAAAUAUGUUUGUAUAUGUAUGAUAUAUGUGUAAAUGAAAUUAAUUUCGAGAACAAAACUAAACUAAACCACCAAACCAAAUGUUUGAUUCAGGAAUGGGAUUGGUAUACCGACAACAAGAGAAACAGAGCUCUUAACACGAUUUACUUUACUAUAAAUAUGCAUAACAAAUAAUAGAAUACUAUAACAUAAAUUUACACUUAGCUAACGGAUAUAAAACCAAUUAAAUGGGGUACUCGGUUACAUUUUAUACAAAUUUUUCAAAUUUUGUUAAUUUGCCCGAGCUAAAUUUAAUAUUUCAACAGUUUAAGCAUUUUUCUUCACUGUCAAUUAAAGCAUUAAAUACACAACAAACGAUAAAUUAAAUUAAUUCAGACUGUGGAAAAUUCUAUUAAAACUCAUUUUCAAUUUGCACAAAUUUGCAUGUGUGGGUUUUAAAAUUUGCAUCAACUAAUUGAAUUUACAAUUUGUCUCAAUAAAGCUGUCUCCUAGCAAUAUUGGUUUGAAAAGGCAAAAAAUAGAUACUAUAUAAACACAUGAAUAAAAUAUGCCUGGGUUUUGUGUGCCCAACCAACCACCGAUAUAUAAAAAUAGCACUUGACAAUUACGAUUAAUUUUAUAUUUAUACAAGGCCGUGUUGAUUAUUUAAUGUUAACUGCAAUUCAUAACAUGACUCUUCAAUUAAAUUACGUUUUUAUUUAAUUACACAUGCAUGGUCAUAUUUACAAAUAAAUGCCCGAGGGUUUGUCUGACUUUUUUUUAACGCCCCACAUUUUACAUACCCAUACUUCAUCAUCCCCCAAAAAAGGCGGGGUGACUUGAUAAAUAGACAAAAGUUGUGCAGCGAAAUGAAAAUGUAACAUAAUAAAGGAACGAGAACCAUUUAACAAUACUCAUACACAAACAUUGAACGCUUAAUUGUGCAUGGACAAGACAAGACAAUCAAUGUGGUUUGAUAUUUCCUAUUUCCUCUUUUAGUUGUACACAUUGUUCUUCCAUUGUUGCUUCAAACAAUAACAUAUUUCUGAAAAAAAGCCCCAAGCGGAGAACAUAAUUAAAAAGCGCGAAUCAGUGGUUUUAUGACGCCACGAAAAACCUUUUAAUUUUUUAAUUUAAUUAUUCAACCUAGCAG
This is a messenger RNA of Drosophila rhopaloa, 2896 nucleotides long. Its product is annotated as Kv channel-interacting protein 1. The transcript has 7 exons. Lineage: Eukaryota; Metazoa; Arthropoda; Insecta; Diptera; Drosophilidae. The coding region runs from base 767 to 1387 and encodes 206 amino acids. The record is from RefSeq and is a predicted model, not a curated record. Gene Ontology annotation, molecular function: calcium ion binding.